AUGACUCACGCGCGCGACGAAGAGGCCACCCUCGCCGAGGAGAACGUGAACCACGUCGUCCUCCGGAGCCUUGAGGACGUCACGGAACCCGUGGACCCGCGCCUUAACCCCGCAGACAGACCGGACAACGAGGUCCUCGACGAGAACUAUGUACAGCAGCUCGAAGACUACAUCCACCACCGAGACCACCAUCUUCACAAGGAGGGCUUGCAUGAAAAGGAAAAGUCGGAGGACUUUUCCCUGGAACCUCUCUAUAUCGAGUUCGAGAAGGGCGACAAGCAGGAUCCUGCGAACUUUUCUCCGGCGCGGAAGCAGGCAAUCCUGCUCACCGCGUGCCUGUUCUCCGUCCUUGUCGCAUCCUCUUCGGGAUCAUACGCGCUCGGUUUCACGUCAAUGACGCGCGAUCUGAAUUGCACGGAUUUCCAGGCUACUCUCGGCAUCUCACUAUAUUGUCUUGGAUUUGGUGUAGUGCCUCUUGUCACCGCGUCAUUCAGCGAAGAGUUCGGUAGACAGCCAUUGUAUCUGUGCAGUGGGAUUGGUUUCCUGCUUUUCACCAUUGCUACGGCAGUUGGCAAGAACAUUCAAACAGUCCUGAUAGCGCGUUUCUUUGCGGGCGCCUUUGGUUCAACGGGUUCGACCAUGGUGGGCGGCACCGUCGCUGACAUCUUCUCUACACGAGAACGUGGUGUAGCAAUGGCUUCCUUCGCCGCUGCUGCCAUCGGCGCAACCGGCGUUGGGUGCCUUGCCUCCGGCUGGAUCGAGCAGAACCCGCACCUCGAAUGGCGCUGGAUUCAGUGGAUACAUGCUAUCUUCACGGGCGUGUUCGUGGUCGCUGUGCCGGUUUUUAUGAAGGAGACGCGUGCGUCGGUGCUGCUGGUGCGGUUGGCGAAAAAGAUGCGCAAGGAAACCGGUGACAAGAGAAUCCGUGCGCGUAUUGAGGACGAGCGUGCGUCGCUGGGUACACUCAUCUAUAUCUCCUGCACGCGUCCGAUCUAUCUGCUAUUGACUGAGCCUGUGAUUGCGAGCUUCACGUUGUGGGUCGGAUUCGCAUGGGGAAUCCUUUACGUCAUGAUAGAGGCCAUUGGUCCCGUCUUCCGAACACUGCAUCACUUCAACGCGGGCGAGGAGGGUUCGGCGUUCAUCACCAUUACGAUAGGUGCCAUGCUUGGCUUGUGCACGAAUGUGAUUCAGGAGAAGAUGUAUAGUAAAAACGUUGCCACUCGAGGACCAGAAGCGCGGCUGUAUGCGCCAAUGGCAGCCGCCAUCCUCUUCCCGAUUGGCAUGUUCAUCUUCGCCUGGUCGACGUACACUCAGGUGUACUGGAUCGCUCCGGCGAUCGGCAUUGUUCUCAUCAUGUGGGCACUGUUCAUCAUCUACCUCGCCGUGUUCACCUAUCUUGCGGACUGCUACGGCACGUUCGCGUCAUCCGCGCUCGCCGGCCAGAGUCUCUUCCGGAACCUGAUGGGCAUGGCGUUCCCGAUGUUCACGACGCAGAUGUUUGCCAGGCUGACGUACCACUGGGCGAACACGCUGUUCGCGCUCAUCGCAGUGGUCAUGAUCCCGAUCCCGUUUGUGUUGUUCUUCAAGGGCCCGGCGAUCCGUGCACGCAGCAAGAUAGCUUCGCAGGUCAUGCAUAUCUAAUGGCGAGACCGCUGUCUUGGGACAACGCUCCGUCUAACCCGAGGUGGUCAUCCCCACCUGUCAUCACCAACACUAGGCGGCCGAGCGUCAUGCGGGGACGCACACUAGGUUUUGUCUCCACCGCCGCUCCCAUAGGAAGGAUAGCAAACUGUACACUAAGCACGCACUGAUUCUUGUCGCAUGGUCACAUAUAGAUUACUAGCAUUCUUGUCAUGGCUGCGUUUACGCAUAGAGCGUUCUUUUGGACUAGAUACCGCCAUCCAAUAAUGCACCGUUUCUGCCUUGAUCAAGUCGGCAGCCACGUAAAAUAUGCUUGAGCGUCCCCCUUUCCUUCAUGUCCCACGAAUGCGAGUGCAUAACACGACGAUGAGGACUUUGUUUUCCGAUGAUAUGCAGAGUGACAGGAUGAGCGGGAUGAGCAACUAUGUACGAGGUGAAGAGCUUGCGAUGACAACGUAUCCGGAGAAGCCGAGAGAG
Messenger RNA from Laetiporus sulphureus 93-53, 2118 nucleotides. RefSeq names its product MFS general substrate transporter. Gene Ontology annotation, molecular function: transmembrane transporter activity. The record is from RefSeq and is a predicted model, not a curated record. Gene Ontology annotation, biological process: transmembrane transport. Lineage: Eukaryota; Fungi; Basidiomycota; Agaricomycetes; Polyporales; Laetiporaceae. The transcript has 13 exons. The coding region runs from base 1 to 1641 and encodes 546 amino acids.